ACCCGAGGCCUCCGAUUGGCGCGCAUCCAAGUAGCCGACCGAGGUUGCCUCAUCAGUCUCGAGCCUCAACUUUCUCUUGCCUCCCAUUUGCAAGCCCCAUAUAAGCGCACACAUGACAGUGAACCUCCUCGCAAGCUGGCCCGCUCUACUUUCCAUCAGCACACUCGACUGCACACUCACCCACCGCAUCCGCACCACACCCACCACAAUGCUGCGCACACUCACCCAGCUGCCGCGCCAGCUCUCGCGCCGCGCAGCACCCUUCAGCACCUCCGCCACACACAAAACUGCCUUCGGCGGCCCCGCGCCCCCCCGCCUCCCCAAGGAAGACCAAGAAGUCUUCGAGAAGCUGCAGAAGCAAUCCACCGGCGCCUUCUCGCAGCCCAAGCCCGACCCCGAGCCCACAUCGCAGUCCGCAUCGCAGCCCAGCACUAUGCGCGUCAACCAGUCCCCCGACUCAUCUUCUCCCGAAAUCAGAUUCGAGAACGGCAAAGAUAUCAAGAAGGGGGAUGAGUUCCAUCCUAACAUGCGCCGUGGCGCGCCGCCCGAGUUCGAGGGCGAUACGAAUCCGAAGACGGGCGAGGUUGGUGGGCCGAAGAACGAGCCGUUGCGCUGGGGGAGUGGGGAGGGGAGGGGGGAUUGGAGUUAUAAUGGGAGGGUUACUGAUUUUUAGUGUGGUUGGAAUUUAGUCUUGGGAUGUGUUGAACGGGAUGUGUUGAACGGUAUGUGUUGAACGGGAUGUGUUGACCGGGAUGUGGGAUCGAAGACUUGUUGCUUUGUUUGAAUUUUGAAGCCUUUCUUCUGUUGUUCAUGCAAAAUGCUACGUCGUGGCGUUCUGCUACUCGACCAAUAUCUUCCAUCACUCGGUUUCCCCGCCACGUGACAAGGCCGCAGCUCCAGCAAUGUAGCAAUCACCUCACGCUUACAUGCACCCACACCUCCGAAUGACUCCCUUCGAAGCAAAAUCACGCAAUUCCGUCCCAGCAGCAUCCGGUGAAGCGUCGCGGCUGGCACGAAUCCUCACAUUUUCAAGGCGUGCAGCUCACAGUCCUACACCAUGCAGCAGCAGUCCAGACCCCGCAGUCUGUCGUGCACUUCCCAACACGGAGGCGGCACGCUGCAGGCGGCACGCCACACGCG
Didymella exigua CBS 183.55 is the source of this 1140-nucleotide messenger RNA. Its product is annotated as DUF1674-domain-containing protein. Gene Ontology annotation, biological process: mitochondrial respiratory chain complex II assembly. The transcript has a single exon. The record is from RefSeq and is a predicted model, not a curated record. Gene Ontology annotation, cellular component: mitochondrion. Lineage: Eukaryota; Fungi; Ascomycota; Dothideomycetes; Pleosporales; Didymellaceae. The coding region runs from base 113 to 673 and encodes 186 amino acids.